CCUAAUUCUUGAAGAUUGUUGGCAGCAGUGGAUGACUUGAUAAUCACUCAAACAUUGAACAUUUGUGUUAAGGUUAGAUUUGUUUUCGACAAGUAAAGAAAUUUCCAUUUCUCUCGUGAUAGUCGUGGUACUAAUCUAAAAUGUUGUUUUACUCAUUCUUUAAAUCCCUUGUUGGGAAAGAUGUUGUGGUCGAAUUAAAGAAUGAUUUAAGUAUUUGUGGUACCCUACAUUCUGUCGACCAGUACCUGAAUAUCAAACUUACGGAUAUCAGUGUUACAGACCCUGAUAAAUAUCCUCAUAUGCUGUCAGUGAAGAAUUGUUUCAUUCGUGGCUCUGUGGUCCGAUAUGUUCAAUUACCUGCUGAUGAAGUAGAUACUCAACUCUUACAAGAUGCAGCUCGGAAAGAGGCAGCAGUGCCAACUCGAUAAAAUUUAUCUUAAGAGUAUUACAUUAAUAAAUUGACCAUUUGCUGCUAAUUUUCUAAUGUGUUGAAAUUCACCAUCCAGGUGUUUCAUGUCAUUUCUCAAUUUUCCUUGGAGAUCUAAGAUUGUGUACCUUCUCUGUUUAAUUUAUGGUUCCUAAUCUUUGUUGUUUCCCAUUUCAUUUCUUGCAAUGAUUAAGUUUUUCCUAUUCUUCUCUCCCAUAUGUAACAGCGUGUUAAAUUAAAAUUGCGAGUUAAAGUGCUCUAAGAAUUUUGAACUAUAUGUUAAGUUUUACUGUAAGACUAAUCAAUGCAUGAAUAUUUUGCUGAUUCUUUUGCCACAUUACAAUUUCUUUUAUUUUUCUUGUGUGUGUAAUCAGUUUUGGCUUGUACAAAGUAAGACAGCUCCCUUUGUAUGGAGAAAUUCCUAUCAAUGCAUUUUGUUUCUUGUCAUUCAAAUUUAAUUUUUAGUUUAUGUCUGUUUGAAAUGUGCUUGUACAAUGUACAAUUUUCAUAAAUUGUAAAAUAUUACAUUGAAAAUAUCAA
This is a messenger RNA of Frankliniella occidentalis (western flower thrips), 967 nucleotides long. Its product is annotated as U6 snRNA-associated Sm-like protein LSm2. The record is from RefSeq and is a predicted model, not a curated record. Gene Ontology annotation, cellular component: catalytic step 2 spliceosome; precatalytic spliceosome; Lsm1-7-Pat1 complex. Lineage: Eukaryota; Metazoa; Arthropoda; Insecta; Thysanoptera; Thripidae. Gene Ontology annotation, molecular function: RNA binding. The transcript is spliced from 4 exons. Gene Ontology annotation, biological process: mRNA splicing, via spliceosome. The coding region runs from base 141 to 428 and encodes 95 amino acids.